Messenger RNA from Nerophis ophidion (straightnose pipefish), 8302 nucleotides. It is a transcript of the gene vwa5b1, whose product is annotated as von Willebrand factor A domain containing 5B1. The record is from RefSeq and is a predicted model, not a curated record. The transcript is spliced from 22 exons. Bases 170 to 3715 code for a protein of 1181 amino acids. Lineage: Eukaryota; Metazoa; Chordata; Actinopteri; Syngnathiformes; Syngnathidae.
GCCACAUGUUGCUGCGCUUCACUAAAGUGCUGCAGCAGCCCGAGCCGCCUCGCCUGUGCCGCCACCUGUAGCAGCGAGGAGGAGGAGGAGGAGGCGGACAAGGAUAUCUUUCAUCUUGAGUGGCCUUGGCGAGUCAGAGAGCUCAUCGGCGGACGCAGAUGCAAGCGCCAUGCCGGGACUCAUCAACAAGGAGAACCGGAGCCCUCUACCCCUCAGCAUCUCUGACAUCACUUCCUGCGUCAGGGGCUACACCCAUGCCAUGACGGCUUCCAUGGCGUACGAAAACAUAGAGGACCAUGCCAUCGAAGGGAUCUUCAUCUACCCGCUGGAGGAGAAAGCCAUUGUCGUGGGCUUUGAGGCCAUGAUCUCCAGCCAGAUCAUCACACUGCAGAUCAAAGACAAGGCCAAGAUGGACGACUGUUACAACGGCGUACCAAACGGAGCGCCACCUAGCGGCGUUGGCCACGUAGUCCUGGACGAGGACUUGGAGAGGACGGUGCUGGUGGUCAACCUGGGGCUCAUCCCUCCCUUGGAGACGGUCCACGUCCUGGUCAGCACUUCCUGCGAGCUGUCCACUCUGCCCAGCGGCGGCAUUAGCGUGUCCACGCCGGCGGUUUGCACGCCGCGCGUGCAGAGGAGCAUCAACGAGGAGCAGGGCUUGUCCCCCAACUUCUCCAGAGUGCGAGACAGACACCCUUCCAGCCCCCACGAUGCAGCUACCAGCUGCCUGCCAUUCUGUUUGGCUGCUCUGCUGGAGGAUGAGGUCAUCAACUCCAUGGACUACCAGUUCAACUUCCAGCUGGAGAUACGAGCCCCUUAUCUCCUCGCAGGUGUGGAGAGCCCGUCCCACGCCAUCCGAGCCGACGCAGACCCUCUGGCCCGCUCGGCCACCAGCGUGGUCAUCACCCUGGCGGACAAGUACACUUACGACUGUCCGGUGAAGAUCCUCAUCUACCCCAGCGAACCUCACCUGCCUCAGGUGCUCAUGGAGAGCGGAGAUAUGACGCCGGACGAGUACGACGAGUUCCUUCGCGGCCGCAGCGACUUCAUCAAGGCGACCAAGAAGGAUUCCAGCAACGAGAAGAAGGUGGAGAUCAUCCACAGGCGCCUGCACAAGGACGUGCUCCACAACCCGGUGGUGAUGCUCAACUUGUGUCCCGACCUUAAGCAUGUCCGCUCCGACCUGAGGAAGGUGCACGGCGAGUUCAUCUUCCUCAUCGACCGCAGCGGCAGCAUGAGCGGCGUCAACAUCAACCGCGUCAAGGAUGCCAUGGUGGUGAUCCUCAAGAGUCUGGUACCAGGCUGCCUGUUCAACAUCGUCAGUUUCGGCUCCACCUUCAAAUCUCUUUUCCCGGCCAGCCAGAACUACCAGGAGGAGGCGCUGCAUUUGGCCUGCGAGUACGUCCGCAAGAUCCGAGCCGACAUGGGGGGCACAAACAUCCUGGCGCCGUUAAAGUGGAUCCUGAGGCAGCCCAUGUUCAGCGGACACCCGCGUCUGCUCUUCCUGCUGACGGACGGGGCGGUGAGCGACACGGGCAAGGUCAUCGAGUUGGUGCGCAGCCACGCCCGCUACGUCAGAUGCUUCACAUUCGGCAUCGGGCAGAGCGCGUGCAGGAGGAUGGUGCAGCAACUGGCCGCCGUGUCCAAAGGGACAGCUGAGUUCCUGGCGCAGGGCGAGAGGCUCCAACCGCGCAUGAUCAAGUCCCUGAAGAAGACCAUGCGCCCGGUCCUCAGUGACAUCUCCAUCGAGUGGCUCUUCCCCGAGACCAAGGAGGUCUUGCUUUCCCCGGUGGGCAACACCUUCCUGUAUCCUGGCGACAGUCUGAUCGGGUACGCCGUGGUUUGCGACGCCACUCGCUACCACACCAACCCCAGAUCUGACAAGAGACGGCGAUACAGCAUGAUGCGCUCCGUGGGCUCAGGGAGCUCCGUCUUUUACCACUCCCAAGACGAGGACCUGCUGAGGACCCCUGCCGACAAAGAAAGACCUCAGGGCGUUCUGCAUGACCCCAACCGGGACACCUUGGCGGACACCGACUCUGUCGACGACGACGCGUCGGGCCUGGAGGCUCAGGCGAGGAGGCGAGCGUACAGCACCAACAAAAUUGCCGAGCACCUCCCGGCUAAGAAGUACACCUCCAGUGACCCCAGCUCUGUCAUGCCCAAGAACCCUCUGAGGAGAGCCCAAGUCCAGGAGCUGCUCGGCCACGUGAGCCCAGAGCACGAAACCCACUGGAGGACAGAUUUCCAGCCUCAGCUGGCCAGUCUGUGCGCCGCGUCUUCGGGAGAGCGUCCUCCUGGGGUCCAGGAACCUCCGCCUCUGGAGGCGGGCUCGGAGGCUGAAGAUAGCGCGGCGCAAGCCCGGGCUGGCAACGUCGCCGGAGAGGACGGAUCCAGGUCAUCCACGGAGAGUCCGUCCGUAGGCAGCGUGGGAGAUGCGGAAGGAUACAGCCACCAGCUCUGUCAGGCCGAAACGCCGCAGGAGGUCCUCAGCGUGGACGCAGCGGCCCGCCAGCGAAGCGAGUGCAAGGCGGUGGUCUCGGGCGUGCUCUGCGGGAAGGCGGUCCACUGGGAGGUGCAAUUCGACGUGGAGCCCUUCCUGAAGGGGCGAGAGCGCGAGGAGAAGGUCCACGAGGAGCUGUGGAACGAGACCUUCCACCAUCUGGCCGCCCGCUCCAUCAUCCAAGACUUCGAGCACAUGGCCGACCGGGAGCACGAAAUCGAACACGGUGAGCAGGGCUGCGGCAGGAAGUACCGAGUGUACGCCAUCCACACCAGCAAGGCCUGCAACAUCCUCAGCAAACACACCACCUUCAUCCCCGUGGACCUGGACACCAACGAGUACCUUCACACCUGCGUCGAGUACAUCAACCCAGGCGACGGCUUCAAACGAGGCUCGAGCUCCAAGUCGGGGAGCGGGAAGAACCGAGCUUACUCGGUGGGACUGGGCCGCUCGCAGUCCGGCGGCGUGUCGGAGGACGCGGAGGACGCCGCCACGCAUAACAGCGUGGACGACGGCGUUUCUCCCUGCAGCACGCCGUCCUCGUCCAGCUGGGAGAGAUGCAGUUUUACAGAAGUGACCCAAAGAAGUCCAUCAGUGACGUCAGACCAGUCUCAGAAAUCGGUGGAGGGUCUUUUUUCUGCCAGGUUGGCACUGAGCAGGACCCGCCUCCUGACCAGGGCCGCCAAAGGGUUCAUGAGCCGGUCCCACAGCAAGUCGGCGGACUCCAUGGGCGAGGGCGAGAACGAGAACAAGGACUACAUCCCUCUGGUGUCGCUGCAGCUGGCGUGCGGCGCCUUCCCGCUGGACGCCGCCCUGUGCGACGCCAUCAACGUGCCCAUGGACAAGCUGAAGUGGCGGUCCCCAUUCGGCAGCCACCGCAGCAGCUUGGGCCGCCGCGCGGAGAGCGCAGAAGACGAGCCGUGCGAGCCGACACCGUGCGCGGGCGCCGCCGAGGGGGCGCUGGACCCGGAGAGCCUGGUGUGGGCGACGGCGGUGGCCCUGGCCUGGCUGGAGCACAGCUCCGCCAGCUACUUCAUCGAGUGGGAGCUGUUGGCCGCCAAGGCCAGCAUGUGGCUCGGCGACCAGGACGUCCCGGAAGGCCGGGACGUGGCGUCGGUGAAGGCCGCCGCCAACCAGCUCUUCAUCAUCCUCAGACACUGGGAGGACAACCUGCAGCUCAACAUGCUGUGCUACAACCCCAGCAGUGUGUGAGCGCCACACACACACACCUCUGUCUGUCUGUCUGUCUGUCUGUCUGUGUGUGUGUGUGUGUGUGUGUGUGCGUGUGUGUGUGUGUGCGUGCGUGUCCUACCCCUCUAAACAUAUCAGCGUCAGUACGUUUACAUGCACUCGAUUUAACGUUUACUCUCGCAGUAUACUUGUUACGUUCACUUCCGCCACCAUAGGGGGCGCUAUUGCCUUUUAUGGAGCUCGGUAAUGCAGCAUGCGCUUUUGUACACUCGCGUUUCCACGACGACGGCGACCGGUUUCCCUUCACAUACCGUGACUCAAAUGGUUAAUCAACUUAUUUGAUUAGAAAAAGAAAAAAAAAUUGAUUCGUGUUAUGUUGCUUCGAUUAAUCGUUUGAUUAAUGGAACUAAUGAGAAUCUGAUAAAGUUCGGAAAAAGAAGGUGGAACUAGUUGAAGAGAAGGUAAACGAUGGUAAUAGAUGUGAAUUUCAGGUAAAAUAAAGUGAAAAGGAAUAUAGGAGGUAAAAGUCAGGUAAAAAAAGUGGAAAUAGAAGUUAGAAGUAGUAAAUAAAAGGUAAACGGAGGAAUAUAGAAGGUAAAAUCAGUUAAAUAGAAAGUUUAAAAAAACUGAAUGAAAGGUAAAAGAAGGAAUAUAUACGGUAAAAGUCAGGUAAAAAAAGGGGAAACCGAAGCUAGAAGUCGUAAAUAAAAGGUAAAAUAAGGUAGAUAGAAGGUUAAAGAAGUUAAAAGAAGGAAUAUAGACGGUAAAAGUCAGGUAAAAAAAGGGGAAACAGAAGUUAGAAGUAGUAAACAAAAGGUAAAACAAGGAAUAUAGAAGGUAAAAAAUGUAGAUAGAAGGUAAAAGAAGGAAUGUAAAAGGUAAAAGUCAGGUAAUAAAAGGGGAAUUAGAAGUAAAAAGUAGUAAAUAAAAGGUAAACAGAGAAAUAUAGAGGGUAAAAUAAGUUAAACAGAAGGUAAAAGAAGCUAAAUGAAAGGUAAAAGAAGGAAUAUAGAAGGCAAAAAAGUCAGGUUAAAAAAAGGGGAUACAGAAGUUAGAAGUAAUUAAUAAAAGGUAAAAGAAGGAAUAUAAAAGCUAAAAUAAGGUAAAUAGAAGGUUAAAGAAGGAAUAUAGAAGGUAGAAGUCACGCAAGAAAAGGUGAAUUAGAAGUUAAAAGUUGUAAAUAAAAGGUAAACAAAGGAAUAUAGAGGGUAAAAUUUGUUAAAUAUAAGGUAAAAGAAGCUAAAUGAAAGGUAAAAGAAGGAAUAUAGAAGAUAAAAGUCAGGUAAAAAAAAAGGGGAUACAGAAGUUAAAAGUAAUAAAUAAAAGGUAAAAGAAGGAAUACAGAAGGUAAAAUAAGUAAAAUAGAAGGUAAAAGAAGCUAAAUAAAAGGUAAAAGUCAGGUAAAAAAAAGGAAUAGUAAGUGAGAGGUUGUAAAUAAAAUGUGAAUGGAAGGAAUAUAGAUGGUAAAAUAAGUUAAAUAGAAGGUAAAAUAAGCUAAAUAAAAGGUAAAAUAAGGAAUAUAGAAAGUAAAAGUCCGGUAAAAAGGGGAUAUAGAAGUUAGAAGUAGAAAAUAACAAGGUAAACGGAGGAAUAUAGAAGGCAAAAUAAAUAUAAUAGAAGGUAAAAGAAGCUAAAUAAAAGGUAAACGUCAGGUAAAAAAGGGGUAAUAGAAGUUAGAAGUAGUAAAUAAAAGGUAAACGGAAGAAUAUAAAAGGUAAAAUAAGUUAAAUAGAAAGUCAAAUAAGCUAAAUAAAAGGUAAAAGGAGGAAUAUAGAAGGUAAAAUAAGUAAAAUAAAAUGUAAAAGAAACUAAAUAAAAGUUAAACGGAGGGAUGUAGAAGGUAUAAUAAGUCAAGUAAAAGGUAAAAUAAACUAAACAAAAGGUAAAAUAAGGAAUAAAGAAGGUAAAAGUCAGGCAAAAAAGGGGAUAUAGAAGUUAGAAGUAGUAAAUAAAAGGGAAACGGAGGAAUAUAGAAGGUAAAAUAAGUUAAAAAGAAGGUAAAAUAAGCUAAAUAAAAGAUAAAUGAGGAAUAAAGAAGAAAAAACAAGUUAAGUAAAAGGUAAAAGAAGCUAAAUAAAAGGUAAAAUAAGGAAUAUAGAAGGUAAAAGUCAGAUAAAAAAGGGGGAAUGGAAGUUAGAAGUAGUAAAUAAGGUAAACAGAGGAAUAUAGAAGGUAAAAGAAGGUAAAUAAAAGGUAAAAGAAGGAACAUAGAAAGUAAACUUGUUUUAUGUUGUUUUAAUAGUUUUUUGGACAAAUCUGAACACUUUCAUUUAUUUCAUACAUGACGUAUUUGUUGACAGAAACAAUUGCCGAUAAAUGUGUCUUUCUCGACACACCACUGAGGUGCGCCAUCAAAGUACGCCAGCGUCUCCUGGCAUCAUUUCGACCGCGCACUCGCGCAUUCACGUGUCGCUCAAACCUCCCAUGUUCCUCAAAAUCACGUCAUUGAGCAACAUUUGUGCGUUGGAAAAAGACAAACUUAGACUUCUAUUCGAUGUUGUUCUGCAGAGUUCUAUCAGCAUGCACUUACUUACGUACCUAUAAUUGCACGUGGUCUCGUAGCUAAGCUAAUUAGCCCAGUGUUAUGUGUUGAACGUAGGUGUUUUUUUUUUUUUUUGUUCGGGGGGGGGAAAGGAUUUCAAUGUAGCAAAACAAGCCAAGGCGAUACGCAAACUGCUCGUUAGCGGAACGUGUUUAUUAAAAGGGAUUUGUCUUAUUUUGGCUUUCGCAAAAUGGAAAGUGAGAAAAAUGCCCUUCUUAAUGAGUUUAAAUUUAGCCGUUUAUUUAUAAAAAAAGAAAAAUAAAUUUGGCCAUGAAAAUUCAUUAUAAAAAAGAAAGGAAUGGUAAAAAAAUAUUUUUACAUGUACACACACAAAAAAAAAACAUAAUCUAACGCAGGGGUCGGGAACCUUUUUGGCUGAGAGACCCAUGAAAGCAAAAUAUUAUAAAAUGUAUUUCCGAGAGAGCCAUAUAAUAGUUUUUAACACUGAAUACAAAUAAAUGUGUGCAUUUUUAAGUAAGACCAACAUUUUAAGAAUAUAAUAGGUGUCUUCUUCUUUUUAAGAACAUUGUUAUUCUGAAGCUAAUGAAUAAAAUAGUUCUUACCAAUAAUGCGACUUCUUGAACAGGAACGGUAGAAAACGGAUGGAUGGAUUAAAAUGCAUGAGAAUGUUUUAUAUUUUGAACGUUAUUUUUAACACUGUGAUUACCAGCGGAAUUAUUCAUUACUUAUCGCUGUGUUUUUCAACCACUGUGCCGCGGCACAGUCUGGUGUGUCGUGGGAGAGAUUAUAUAAUUUCACCUAAUUGGGUUGAUAAUAUUUUUUGCAAACCUGUAACUAUGAUUCAAAAAUGUGCUGUUAUUGAGUGUCUGUGUUGUCUAGAGCUCGGCAGAGAAAGCUUGUAAUACUCUUCUAUAUCAGUAGGUGGCAGCAGGUAGCUAAUUGCUUUUGUAGAUGUCGGGAACAUGGUAUGUCGUAAUCACAAUAUGCGGGAGGCAGCAUGUAGGUAAAAAGGUAUCCAACACUUAAACUAAAAAUAAACAAAAGGCGAGUGCCGCUAAGAAAAGGCAUUGAAGCAAAACAAAACUAAAACUGAACUGGCUGCAAAGUAAACAAAAACAGAAUGCUGGACGACAACAAUGACUUACAGUGUGCGGAGCAGACGGCGUCCACAAAGUACAUCCGUACAUGGCAUGACAAUCAACAAUGUCCACACAAAGAAGGAGUGCGUCCGCACAACUUAAAUAGUCUUGAUUGUAAAAACAAGGCAGGUGCGAUGAAUAGCAUUCAAGGAGGACAUGAAACUGCUACAGGAAAAUACCAACAAAAGAAGGAAAGCCACCAAAAUAGGAGUGCAAGUCACACAGGAAAACACCGAAAAAACUCAAAAUAAGUUACGGUUCGACAGUACACCUACAUAGAGACAAGAGCUAUUUCGAGAACAAUUUAUUUUUUUUGUCAAUAUCGGCUACUGAGUUUAAUUUUUUUUAUGUUUUCUGCUGGUGGUGCGACUCAGAACUUUUUCAAUGAAAAAAAUGUGUUUUGGCUCAAAAAAGGUUGAAAAACACUGACUUAUCGUGUUAAGCAAUGCCAGCUAAGAUUUAUCUGAGAGCCAGAUGCAGUCAUCAAAAGAGCCACAUCUGGCUCUAGAGCCAUAGGUUCCCUACCCCUGAUCUAACGCAACAUAUCAGCUAAAACAGUAUUUACUAUUACUACCACUAAAAAUAUUAAUUUGCAUGUUAAUCAGUUAAUUUCCCCCAAAUAUAUUUAAUAAAAGUUACUAUUAUUAUUUUAAUUUUUAGUAACAAAUUAUUACCUCUUAAAAAUAAUAUGUAAUAAUAAUAAUAUUUUGAAUGAUUGCAAUUAUUAUUGGUAAUAUUGCUGUUAUUGCAAAUAAAUACAAGGAUUAUUUUCUUAUUAAUAAAAUUUGGGUAAUGAUAAUGAUUAGUUGCCAGAGAUAUGAACAUUUAUGAAGUUCAGAGUAAAUGACAAAACUAUUUGUGGAAUCUUGUUUUGUCUAAAGUAAUAUUAAUCAUUGCGACAAUUCAAACCAGUGGUCCCCAAACUGCGGCCGUCUAAAAAUGCAUUUUCCCAAUCGAUAAGGCAAC